AGGGAGCGGUAGAUGCUGAGAAUCACGCCCAAGGUCAGCCAUGAAAGUCUUACACGUGCCGCCCUCAAGUUCAAUGGCAUGUCGCCCCCCUUAGGGUAGCUGUUUGCUUCAGGGCCACCGUCAUCGGCGAUGUAGUCUGCCUAUCCUCAUCUAGCCGGAGUCCAACAUUACCGAUACGAAUGAGUACUCCUGGAGCCCCCCUGGAUUCCCCCGCUCAUCUCUUGGGACAAGGCAUGGGUAUCGAAAGCAUACGGAGUUGUUCUUGGUGACAUAUGGCGGGGAGGUUGUUGCGGCGGGACCACCGUUAGGGUCAAAGCUCUGGAUGUCCAGCAGUAUCAACAUCACGAAGCCGGCUGUGUUGCAGGGCUGCAAGAAGCUGCAAGGGGCUCUAAUUCAUAGAUGGCUAUCUAUUGAUCCUAUCCUGAUCAUUAUUAUACUCAGCUUGGUGUUGCAGUUGCUCAGUGCCUCUGCAGCGUGCCUGUUCGUCCCCUGUGCCACUGCCACCGAUAUUUUUGUCGUUGCUGCUCUCUUCCGUAGCCCCCCACAACGCGUCAUUAGAGUAUAAAUAAAAGUUUCUGC
Messenger RNA from Cucurbitaria berberidis CBS 394.84, 579 nucleotides. RefSeq lists its product as uncharacterized. The transcript is spliced from 2 exons. The record is from RefSeq and is a predicted model, not a curated record. Lineage: Eukaryota; Fungi; Ascomycota; Dothideomycetes; Pleosporales; Cucurbitariaceae. Bases 323 to 565 code for a protein of 80 amino acids.